This is a messenger RNA of Phialemonium atrogriseum, 312 nucleotides long. RefSeq lists its product as uncharacterized. The transcript has a single exon. The record is from RefSeq and is a predicted model, not a curated record. NCBI's taxonomy places the organism in Eukaryota, Fungi, Ascomycota, Sordariomycetes, Cephalothecales, Cephalothecaceae. The coding region runs from base 1 to 312 and encodes 103 amino acids.
AUGAAAGCAACAGCCGCCAUCCUCACCCUCCUCGCCGCCGCAGGCCCCCUAGCCAGCGGCCGCUACAUCUUGAACCGCGACAACCACCACCACCAUGACUCCACGCCGACGACCAUCCCCACCGGGACAGCCGUCCCCUGGCCGACGGGGCUGCGCCCGACCGGGACCGGGAACGGGGCUUUGCGGCCGACCGCUGGCCCGGGCGACGGUGACGGCGGCGGUGGUGGGGCCUGGGUGGGGUGGCAGCAGGUGCGCACCCGUGUGUCCGAGCCUGUCUACGGGAGGCCUGGUGCCCCCGUUGCUGGGGCUUGA